ACCAUUCGCGGUCCGUACUGUUUACACUUUUUAAACGCUCCGCUCCUCUGACACUUUUGACCCUCGCUGGCUUUCCGUAGGCGAACGGCAGCGGCCUCACCGCGCAUGCUCGGCGUCUGACAAGAGAAGUCAACGGCGUGGGAACAAAAACAUGGCGGCGUGCGGGAGGUCAUGGCUGUUCGCCCGGUACCGGACAGGAAUUUUGACUCCCGCCAGACUCCUCAGCGACGGGGAAACCACGACGUUCAAGCCGCCCGUCAAGCCGUUAAUUGUGGAUAAGAAAGCGUCACAGGAAUCGCUGAAACGGUUUUUGAGUCCAGAAUUCAUCCCCCCUCGAUGCAGGAAGAAACCCCUGACGUUCUACCUGGAAAGACAAGACAUGAUCGAGAGGAGGAAAGUCCUUAACAUUCCGGAGUUUUACGUAGGCAGCAUUCUUGCGGUGACAGUGGCCGAUCCUCAUGCGAGCAAGAAGAACAACAGAUUUGUGGGAAUUUGCAUUGAUAGAUCUGGACACGGCCUGGGGGCCACGUUCCUGCUGCGAAAUGUUAUCGACGGACAAGGGGUGGAAAUAAGAUACGAGAUAUACAACCCCCUUAUCCAAGAAAUCCAAGUGUUAAAGCUGGAGAAGAGAGUGGACGACAAGUUGUUCUACUUGCGCGACGCUCUCCCGGAGUACAGCACCAUCGAUAUUAAUAUGAAGCCUAUCCUGUGCCUGGACCCAGAAGUUCCUGUAAACCAGAUCCAAGUGAGGAUGAAGCCGCGACCCUGGUCCAAGCGUUGGGAACAGAUGAAACACAACAUUAAAGGGAUCAACUUUGAUUAUUAUCUCCUGGAGAAGCACAAAGAGAGGGCCAAGAAGUCCGCCAAGCCCUGGCUGGAGUUUGACAUGUUAAAGGAAUAUGACACCAGCAAAAUAGAGAAGGAAAUAUUAGAGGAAGUCAACCAAAAACUGAAUCGGACUGAAAUCGGUACCGGCGCGGCGUGAAGAGGCGGCGAGGAGAUGAUGCCGAGGGAGGGUCAUUCUAUAUAUUAUGUGAAUUAAAGCUUUAUACAGUGAC
Hyla sarda is the source of this 1058-nucleotide messenger RNA. It is a transcript of the gene MRPL19, whose product is annotated as mitochondrial ribosomal protein L19. Gene Ontology annotation, biological process: translation. The record is from RefSeq and is a predicted model, not a curated record. Lineage: Eukaryota; Metazoa; Chordata; Amphibia; Anura; Hylidae. The coding region runs from base 152 to 985 and encodes 277 amino acids. Gene Ontology annotation, molecular function: structural constituent of ribosome. The transcript is spliced from 6 exons. Gene Ontology annotation, cellular component: mitochondrial large ribosomal subunit; ribosome.